UUCGGCCGGGGAAGAGAGGGCCGGUCGGAGUGCGGUGGCGAGUCGCUGAGCCCGCCGCGGCCCCGAGAGCGGCUGGAGCCGCCGCCGCCGGGAAGGAGGGGGCGAGGCGCGCCCGGGCCGCCGCCGUCGCCGCCGCUGAAGCCGCCGGCGAACAGGGGUGAGCCUCGGACCCGGAGAAGCGCCGCCGCCGCCCGAGCCGCGGGCAAGAGCCUCGGGAGCCGCCGCCGCUCGGCCGGGCCCCGCCGCCGCCCGCGCGCCCCCGGGCCCCCGACACACAUGAGAUUCUUCAGACUCACUUUCAAGUGCUUCGUGGACUGCUUCUGACUGCGCAGCCCCCCGCCGUCCCGCACCCCGCCCGCCCACCCGCUCGUUCGUCGCCCCGUCCCCCGGCCCGGCCGCCCCCGAGGCCCCGGGCGGGCCCGAGCCUUCGGGGCCCUCCUCCCCCACUGGGUGAAGCCGGCGACCCCUGCCCGCCCGCCUGCUCCCGACGAGGCGCCACGACCCCCGGCCCGGCCGUACGGCCCGCCGGGGCCAUGGCGAAGAAGAGCGCCGAGAACGGCAUCUACAGCGUGUCCGGUGACGAGAAGAAGGGCCCCCUCAUCGCGUCUGGGCCCGACGGGGCCCCAGCCAAGGGCGAUGGCCCCGGGGGCCUGGGGGCGCCUGGAGGCUGUCUGGCCGUACCACCACGGGAGACCUGGACACGCCAGAUGGACUUCAUCAUGUCGUGCGUGGGCUUCGCCGUGGGCUUGGGAAACGUGUGGCGCUUCCCCUACCUGUGCUACAAGAAUGGCGGAGGUGUCUUCCUUAUUCCCUAUGUGCUGAUCGCCCUGGUAGGAGGCAUCCCCAUUUUCUUCUUGGAGAUUUCGCUAGGCCAGUUUAUGAAAGCUGGCAGCAUCAACGUCUGGAACAUCUGUCCCCUGUUCAAAGGCCUGGGCUAUGCCUCCAUGGUGAUCGUCUUCUACUGCAACACCUACUACAUCAUGGUGCUGGCCUGGGGCUUCUAUUACCUGGUGAAGUCCUUCACCACCACGCUACCCUGGGCCACGUGUGGCCACACCUGGAACACUCCUGACUGCGUGGAGAUCUUCCGCCAUGAAGACUGUGCCAAUGCCAGCCUGGCCAACCUCACAUGUGACCAGCUUGCUGACCGCCGCUCCCCAGUCAUUGAGUUCUGGGAGAACAAAGUCUUGCGGCUGUCUGGGGGACUGGAGGUGCCGGGGGCCCUCAACUGGGAGGUGACCCUGUGUCUGCUGGCCUGCUGGGUGCUGGUCUACUUCUGUGUCUGGAAAGGGGUCAAAUCCACGGGAAAGAUCGUGUACUUCACUGCUACAUUCCCCUACGUGGUCCUGGUUGUGCUGCUGGUACGCGGGGUGCUGCUGCCUGGAGCCUUGGAUGGGAUCAUCUACUAUCUCAAGCCUGACUGGUCCAAGCUGGGGUCCCCUCAGGUGUGGAUUGAUGCCGGCACUCAGAUUUUCUUCUCCUACGCCAUUGGCCUGGGAGCCCUCACCGCCCUGGGCAGCUACAACCGCUUCAACAACAACUGCUACAAGGACGCCAUCAUCCUCGCGCUCAUCAACAGCGGGACCAGCUUCUUCGCUGGCUUCGUGGUCUUCUCCAUCUUGGGCUUCAUGGCCGCAGAGCAGGGGGUUCACAUAUCCAAGGUGGCAGAAUCAGGGCCCGGCCUGGCCUUCAUCGCCUAUCCUCGGGCCGUCACACUGAUGCCUGUGGCCCCACUCUGGGCAGCCCUGUUCUUCUUCAUGCUGCUACUGCUUGGCCUGGACAGCCAGUUUGUAGGUGUGGAGGGCUUUGUCACCGGCCUCCUCGACUUGCUCCCGGCCUCCUACUACUUCCGUUUCCAAAGGGAGAUCUCAGUGGCCCUCUGCUGUGCCCUGUGCUUUGUCAUUGACCUCUCCAUGGUGACCGAUGGUGGCAUGUACGUCUUCCAGCUGUUUGACUACUACUCUGCCAGCGGCACCACCUUGCUCUGGCAGGCUUUUUGGGAGUGUGUAGUGGUGGCCUGGGUGUACGGAGCCGACCGCUUCAUGGAUGACAUUGCGUGUAUGAUCGGAUACCGCCCCUGCCCCUGGAUGAAAUGGUGCUGGUCCUUCUUCACCCCGCUGGUCUGCAUGGGCAUCUUCAUCUUCAACGUCGUGUACUAUGAACCACUCGUCUACAACAACACCUAUGUGUACCCGUGGUGGGGCGAGGCCAUGGGCUGGGCCUUUGCACUCUCGUCCAUGCUCUGUGUGCCGCUCCACCUCCUGGGCUGCCUCCUCAGGGCCAAGGGAACCAUGGCUGAGCGCUGGCAGCACCUGACCCAGCCUGUCUGGGGCCUCCAUCACUUGGAGUACAGAGCUCAGGAUGCGGACGUCAGGGGCCUGACCACCCUGACCCCGGUGUCUGAGAGCAGCAAGGUCGUCGUGGUGGAGAGUGUCAUGUGACGCGCACCCAGUUCACAUCACCAGCCUACCCUCUGGUAGCCAUAGCAGCCCCUGCUUCAGCCCCCACCCCACCCUUCCAAGGGGCUUGCCUUUCCCUCAUAGUUUUGGGGUCUGCCUGGGGGGAGGGAAGCACUGUUGAGUGCUAAAAUAACUUUCCAUUUUUAAUAAAAUGCCAAAAAUA
This is a messenger RNA of Ochotona princeps (American pika), 2622 nucleotides long. RefSeq names its product solute carrier family 6 member 8 (gene SLC6A8). Gene Ontology annotation, molecular function: creatine:sodium symporter activity. NCBI's taxonomy places the organism in Eukaryota, Metazoa, Chordata, Mammalia, Lagomorpha, Ochotonidae. Gene Ontology annotation, biological process: neurotransmitter transport; sodium ion transmembrane transport. The transcript has 14 exons. Gene Ontology annotation, cellular component: plasma membrane. The record is from RefSeq and is a predicted model, not a curated record. The coding region runs from base 534 to 2441 and encodes 635 amino acids.